AUGUCCCUCGCCGUCAACGCAAGUCGCUGCGUAAGUGCGACAUUCGGGAAUCCAACACUCCUAGGUGCCAGUAUCCUCGCUGUGCAAGCCAACCUCGUCGAAAACUACAGCUUCGACGUGCCAAAGGGAUGGACCUACUCCCAGCCGGCCCUCAACGUCGAGAACGCCACCUUCUGCAAUGUGACCGUCACAUACACGCACCCAGGGCAGAAUGACUCCCUCACCGCCGAGGCCUGGCUACCGACCGUGGAUCGCUACAAUGGAAUUCUGCAGGCCGUUGGCGGCGGCGGCUGGAACCCCGGCCGCUUCAUUCUCAGCUACGCCGCCAUGAUCAACGCCGUCGCCAACGGCUAUGCGACCGUCACCACCGACGCCGGAAUUCCUACUACCACGAAUCCCAUCGACUGGCUACUUAAGAGCCCGGGAAGCCUGGACACCAACGCCCUUCAGAACUUUGGUCAGGUCUCCCUGAAUGAUGAGGCCGUCAUGACGAAACAGCUCAUCGAGAGUUUCUACGGCAAGCCCCCCACGCGCUCCUACUGGAACGCCUGCUCCCAGGGCGGCCGCCAGGGCCUCAAGCUGGCGCAGCAAUACCCGGACGCUUAUGAUGGCAUCAUGUCGGCCGCCCCCGCUAUCAACUGGGCCGAGUUCUACCUUAACUCGAUCUGGCCGAGCUACUAUAUGCUCAAGACGCAGCAGUUUCCGCUCGGUUGCGAACUUGACGCGCUCACCGCCCUGGCCAUUUCCACUUGCGACGAGCUAGACGGUGUCAAGGACGGCCUCAUCAGUGAUCCCGAGGCCUGCAGAGCAAACUUCAACGUAACUGCACAAGUUGGAAAGUCGUUCCAGUGCUCUCAAACUAACUCGACGCUCGAAAUCAGCCAAGCUGCUGCCAAUGUAGCCAACGCCUCCUGGACCGGUCCCCGUUCCUCCACUGGGAGGUUCAUAUACGACGGGUACGAGAUGGGCAGCGACCUUUCCAUCAUCGCACCGACAGAGUGCACCGGUAAAGUCUGCCAGAGCAGCGCCGGCGAAGCCAACGUUGCGUUUGCCUGGCAGGCUUUUGUCGCCAAAGACCCCAACGCGACGGUGCCCAACAUUACGGACAGAACCUUUGACACGAUCCACCGCGCUGCCAAGCUGGUCUUUGCUUCCAACAUGGAGACCGACGAGACGGAUCUAACCGACUUCAAGAAAGCAGGGGGCAAGAUUAUCACCUACCACGGACUCGCCGAUCAGAGCAUCUCCCCGGGUGGUACCCUCCGCUACUACAACACCGUCGCCAACGUAGUCGAAGGCAAUAUCACAUCCUUUUACAAGUACUACCGCGUCCCCGGCCUCGAGCACUGCUGGGGCGGCAAGGGAGGGCAGCCCGAGGCUAUUUUCGGCGAGCUUCGGGCUUGGGUCGAGAACGGGACUGAGCCCGAAUCGUCACCGGUGACCGUGACGCUGCCGGACGGAUCGACGCAGGAGCAGGUGCUGUGCCCUUAUCCGCAAAAGGCGAGAUUCGAUAGCGGCUGUGCGAGCAAGAACGCGGCCACUUGCUGGUCUUGUCUUGAGUAA
This is a messenger RNA of Colletotrichum godetiae, 1563 nucleotides long. RefSeq names its product Tannase/feruloyl esterase. NCBI's taxonomy places the organism in Eukaryota, Fungi, Ascomycota, Sordariomycetes, Glomerellales, Glomerellaceae. The coding region runs from base 1 to 1563 and encodes 520 amino acids. The transcript is spliced from 3 exons. The record is from RefSeq and is a predicted model, not a curated record.